Lepus europaeus (European hare) is the source of this 3037-nucleotide messenger RNA. It is a transcript of the gene TBX2, whose product is annotated as T-box transcription factor 2. The record is from RefSeq and is a predicted model, not a curated record. Gene Ontology annotation, cellular component: nucleus. Gene Ontology annotation, biological process: cell fate specification; positive regulation of DNA-templated transcription; regulation of transcription by RNA polymerase II. Lineage: Eukaryota; Metazoa; Chordata; Mammalia; Lagomorpha; Leporidae. Gene Ontology annotation, molecular function: RNA polymerase II cis-regulatory region sequence-specific DNA binding; DNA-binding transcription factor activity, RNA polymerase II-specific. The coding region runs from base 1 to 2142 and encodes 713 amino acids. The transcript is spliced from 7 exons.
AUGAGAGAGCCGGCGCUGGCAGCCAGCGCCAUGGCUUACCACCCUUUCCACGCGCCACGGCCCGCCGACUUCCCCAUGUCCGCCUUCCUGGCGGCGGCGCAGCCCUCGUUCUUCCCGGCGCUCGCGCUGCCGCCCGGCGCGCUGGCCAAGCCGCUGCCCGACCCGGGCCUGGCGGGGGCGGCGGCCGCGGCGGCGGCGGCCGCAGCGGCGGCCGAGGCGGGGCUGCACGUCUCGGCACUCGGCCCGCACCCGCCCGCUGCGCAUCUGCGCUCGCUCAAGAGCCUGGAGCCGGAGGACGAGGUGGAGGACGACCCGAAGGUGACGCUGGAGGCCAAGGAGCUGUGGGACCAGUUCCACAAGCUGGGCACGGAGAUGGUCAUCACCAAGUCCGGGAGGCGCAUGUUCCCCCCCUUCAAGGUUCGAGUCAGUGGCCUGGACAAGAAGGCCAAGUACAUCCUGCUGAUGGACAUUGUGGCCGCUGAUGAUUGCCGCUAUAAGUUCCACAACUCCCGCUGGAUGGUGGCAGGCAAGGCUGACCCAGAGAUGCCCAAACGCAUGUACAUCCACCCGGACAGUCCGGCCACUGGGGAGCAGUGGAUGGCCAAGCCUGUGGCCUUCCACAAACUGAAACUGACCAACAACAUCUCUGACAAGCACGGCUUUACCAUCCUGAACUCCAUGCACAAGUACCAGCCGCGCUUCCACAUCGUGCGCGCCAACGACAUCCUCAAGCUGCCCUACAGCACCUUCCGCACCUACGUGUUCCCGGAGACCGACUUCAUCGCUGUCACUGCCUACCAGAACGACAAGAUCACGCAGCUGAAGAUCGAUAACAACCCGUUUGCCAAGGGCUUCCGGGACACCGGCAACGGCCGGCGGGAAAAAAGGAAGCAGCUGACGCUACCGACGCUGCGCCUGUACGAGGAGCACUGUAAGCCGGAGCGCGACGGCGCCGAGUCAGACGCCUCGUCCUGCGACCCUCCGCCCGCGCGGGAACCGCCGCCCUCCCCAGGCGCAGCGCCCAGCCCCCUGCGCCUGCAUCGGGGCCGAGCCGAGGAGAAGUCGUGCGCCGCAGACAGCGACCCGGAGCCCGAACGGCUGGGCGAAGAGCGCACCGGGGUGGCUCUAGGCCGCAGCCCGGCCCCGGACAGCGCCAGUCCCCCUCGCUUGACAGAACCUGAGCGCAUCCGAGAGAGGCGCAGUCCGGAGCGGGGCAAGGAGCCUGCCGAGAGCGGCGGGGACGGUCUGUUCGGCCUGCGGAGCCUGGAGAAGGAACGCGCAGAAGCCCGGAGGAAGGACGAGGGGCGCAAGGAGGCGGGAGAGGGCAAGGAGCCGGGCUUGGCGCCGCUGGUGGUGCAGACAGACAGCGCGUCCCCUCUGGGCGCCGGACACCUGCCUGGCUUGGCCUUCUCCAGUCAUCUGCACGGGCAGCAGUUCUUUGGGCCGCUGGGAGCCGGCCAGCCGCUCUUCCUGCACCCAGGACAGUUCGCCAUGGGCCCCGGCGCAUUCUCCGCGAUGGGCAUGGGUCACCUGCUGGCCUCGGUGGCAGGCGGUGGCGGCAAUGGCGGAAGCGCCGGGCCCGGGACCGCCGGCGGGCUGGAUGCAGGCGGGCUGGGUCCCACAGCCAGUGCCGCGAGCACGGCGGCGCCCUUCCCGUUCCACCUCUCCCAGCACAUGCUGGCAUCUCAGGGAAUCCCAGUGCCCACUUUCGGAGGCCUCUUCCCCUAUCCCUACACCUACAUGGCAGCAGCAGCCGCAGCGGCCUCCGCUCUGCCCGCCACCAGUGCUGCCGCGGCCGCCGCCGCCGCCGCGGGCUCCCUGUCCCGAAGCCCAUUCCUGGGCAGUGCCCGGCCCCGCCUGCGCUUUAGCCCCUACCAGAUCCCGGUCACCAUCCCGCCCAGCACUAGCCUUCUCGCCGCCGGGCUGGCGGCCGAAGGCUCUAAGGCUGCGGGCGGCAACAGCCGGGAGCCCAGUCCCCUGCCUGAGCUGGCUCUCCGCAAAGUAGGGGGCCCGUCGCGAGGUGCCCUGUCACCCAGCGGGUCCGCCAAAGAGGCGACCAGCGAACUGCAAAGCAUCCAGAGACUGGUGAGUGGGCUGGAGAGCCAGCGAGCCCUCUCCCCUGGCCGGGAGUCGCCCAAGUGAAGGGGCCGACCAGCUGCCACGCAGGCCUCCCGGGCUGCCACCCCCGCCGCUUGGGACGUGCACAGCACAGAAUGGGUUAUUUAUUUAAAUAAAGGAGCAAAAGCGGGCUGCAGCGGCCAGACUAGAGCCUCGACUGGCCAGCCGGGGCAUGGGGCGCUUCCCGGCCCUCGACAGGGAAUCAGGUUGCCGGGAACAUGGCCACUUUGGGGCUCCUGGACUCGGUCCAGGUCCGCUCCAGCGUCAGAGUGGCAUCAGCGAGGUCUCUCCGGGCCUCCCACGCUGCUGGGCAGGCCUCUCCCCGGGCCCAGCGGCCCCCACGGAAGCCAGAGGCACAGGGGCCGGGGGUGGGAUUCUCGGAGGAAGUUCCGGAGGCCCUGGCCCUGGGCCUGGACCGCGUGAGAAACUGGGCUGCAGGGGGCCGGAGCCAGAAAAGAAGUCAGUGUAGACUUAGGCUGGGAGGGGACCUGUCCUGUUGGUCUCCCACCUCUUCCCUGGAUAGACAGGCGCCCUUCCCACCCCUGCCUUGAGUCCCCAGGGGGGGAAAGAUAUUUAUGAAAUAAAUGGUAAUUUGUGUAAAUAAGCUUUAAGGUCCCCAGAAUAUGCAAAUUGGUAUUAAUUUAUUCAAAGGUGUACAUUGCUGUGUACAUAUAUUUAGAAAUUAACUCAUAGCAUUUAAAUUUUUUUUUUUCAUUUUACAUGAGCAUCUAUAUUGUACAGGGCUGGGGGUCCCUGGCUGCGGGAGAAGGCCCCGCGCCCAGGAGGAGCCCCCCACCCCGCCGGCCCCUCAGCCCCUCCGCCCGGGCUGGGCUCGCCCGGCUCGCGGGCUCCACCUCAGGUUUUCACUUUUCGCUGCGGAGCGAGAACGAAACGACAAAAACGCGAGAAAACAAUAAAA